Molecule: messenger RNA, 566 nt
Organism: Caenorhabditis angaria
Lineage: Eukaryota; Metazoa; Nematoda; Chromadorea; Rhabditida; Rhabditidae
Source: the annotation of a GenBank genome assembly
AUGUCUGAUAAAAUUUUGGAAAUUCCGAAAAAUGAAUUUUACAAAUCGGUAAAAAUGGAAUAUCGCAAAUAUUUCGAGCCAAUUCCGGAACCAGGUAAUCGAAUUUUUAAAAGGAUAAGAAAUUCUGAAAUUCUAUUUUUUCCAGAAUCUGCAUAUCCGGACGGGCGUGUGAAUAUCGAUUGUCCUUGUCUGCAUUCGGCGUUGGCACACAAAUGUGGGCAUUUGAUUAGAGAUGCGUUGGUGUGAGUUUUAGAGUUCCAAAUUCCGAAGGGGCCCAAAAAUUACUAAUUCAAAAGUAAAGUUCUGAAUUCACCGUAAAGCAGAGUUCCAGAAAAAAUUAGAAAUUUCCAAAGAUUUUGAAUUUGUGGAAUUUUGAGUAAGACUGGAAAAAUUAUUUUUAAAAGUAAUUUUUAACGUGACCUCGAAACGUUUCCUUUCAUUUUCAAAACAUUUCUUUCAUUUCCAGUUGUUUCAAUGCUUCAAAAACGUAUCCACGUGGAAUGGACUGCGAAAAACCAUUCAUGGAUCACGCGGUUUGUAUGACAGAAAGCAAUCGAAAAUCAUAA